Rhipicephalus sanguineus (brown dog tick) is the source of this 811-nucleotide messenger RNA. RefSeq lists its product as uncharacterized. The record is from RefSeq and is a predicted model, not a curated record. NCBI's taxonomy places the organism in Eukaryota, Metazoa, Arthropoda, Arachnida, Ixodida, Ixodidae. The transcript is spliced from 5 exons. The coding region runs from base 344 to 679 and encodes 111 amino acids.
UAUGCAGGCGCAGUGCAGAGAGGUAGCGAAGCCUCCACGACCGAGCUGACCAGACCUGACGCACACUAACACGACUCCCGUUUCUUCUGCCAUAUCCUAACGAUCGCAUGUAUCUUCUUCAUCUGAUAUACCUUGACCUACCUGCCCAGACCUUGAUGCAGAGGAGCUGCAGGUACAGCUGCUGAAAACAUCGCGGAAGUUUCUUUACACGAGCCGUAGGACCUGGAUAUUCGCAUCAUCUCAACCUGCAGUCUACCAUGGCUCUAAUGCGACAUGCAUCUACUAUAGAACGAGGAACCAAACUACCACUAGCGUCACCUUGCUCUACAAGUUCGUCGUGAACAUGACAGUGCAUAACAAGACAGUGCAGGCUCAAUUGCUACAGGGCCCACCUCCCAGCAUGAACAUGACAGACUGGAAUGAUAUUAGCGUCAUGAAAAAGCUCAUGUACUACAGUAAAUAUCUCUGGUGUGCAAUUUUCUUGGUGAACAUGGUAGACGACGAACAUGCUGUACCUUGGUGCGAGCUCCAUGUACAAGGUCCUGCACUUAGAGAUUUUUUCAAAAGAGGUAUAAAUUUUACCGAGUGCGAUAAGAAGUACAAGGAAAUUUGCGAAGAUAAACCUGAAAUCGUACUGAUUACCAAAGACUGUCCGAAUAAGAAAAAUGUGACUGAAUAAAAUAAAAAUGUGGGCUGCGGUCGCUGAACCAAGACGUCACGUGCAGAAGGCGUACGCGCAGUGCUGGUGCGUGUUUUAAGCGCUUAAAGCAAUAAAGCUAAGUUCAUUUUCGUUAAUUGCAUUGCCAACAGG